Serpula lacrymans var. lacrymans S7.9 is the source of this 213-nucleotide messenger RNA. RefSeq lists its product as uncharacterized. The record is from RefSeq and is a predicted model, not a curated record. NCBI's taxonomy places the organism in Eukaryota, Fungi, Basidiomycota, Agaricomycetes, Boletales, Serpulaceae. The transcript has a single exon. Bases 1 to 213 code for a protein of 70 amino acids.
AUGGCAAUAUUGGAUGGCGCCGAGGGGAUUGGCGAAAACUGUCCGUUCCAUGUUCCACCUAUGGACGUCGAGGAGAAACGCCUUCUUGUACGGGAACGUCGUGGUGAUGUUGGCAUGAGAUAUGUGCGUCCUUGUAAUGGGAUACAGGCCCGUAACGAUAGCUAUGAAUUGAAAUCUAAUGGUCAAUUAAGUAUUAGUGAUAGUAAGCUGUAG